Paramisgurnus dabryanus is the source of this 1281-nucleotide messenger RNA. It is a transcript of the gene gsx2, whose product is annotated as GS homeobox 2. The record is from RefSeq and is a predicted model, not a curated record. Gene Ontology annotation, biological process: regulation of DNA-templated transcription. Gene Ontology annotation, cellular component: nucleus. NCBI's taxonomy places the organism in Eukaryota, Metazoa, Chordata, Actinopteri, Cypriniformes, Cobitidae. Gene Ontology annotation, molecular function: sequence-specific double-stranded DNA binding; DNA-binding transcription factor activity, RNA polymerase II-specific.
CUCCCGAGGGUUUUAGAACAGUGUUAGGACCACUGUGUACUGCGCAAGUCUUUGGAGAGACGCAUCAGUGGGGUAUUAUUAACACCUUCAGCAUCAUACGCAGACAGGAGCUAUCAUGUCGAGAUCUUUCUACGUAGACUCUUUGAUUAUCAAGGAUCCUGCGCGCCCUGCUUUAAGCGAGCACACGAGUCAGGACUUUCUCAUCCCCAUCGGCAUGCACUCACCCGGUGUGAUGACCGUGACUGCACCCGUUUGCCCAUCCCGGAAGACGGGCACCUUCUGUGUGUGUCCACUCUGCGUCACCUCGCAUAUCCACUCUCCCCGGGGCGGGAUCUCACUACUGAAGGGACAGGGCUUCUCUGAUGCGACUUUUUGUCAGAGGGUGGCACAUCAACAGAGCACCGCGAUAACGCACCCGGGGCAUGGACACGCACCUGUCUGCACGCCCACAGGCUACAGCAUCACGGACCCUCGGAGGUAUCACUGCCUCUCUCUAGGUGCGUCUGAUAACAGCCACAUACAGAACGGCAAGCGGAUGCGCACCGCCUUCACCAGCACACAGCUUCUUGAGUUAGAGCGUGAAUUCACGUCUAACAUGUACCUCUCGCGCUUACGCAGGAUUGAAAUUGCCACAUAUCUAAACCUGUCAGAGAAGCAGGUGAAGAUAUGGUUUCAAAACCGCCGAGUUAAACACAAGAAAGAAGGCAAAGGUACGCAAAGAAGUGCGCACGCAGGAUGCAAAUGCUCUGGCAACCACACACACUAUCCGCGCUCAGAAGACGAAGAAUCCCUCUCACCUGUUUCAGGCUCAGAGGAGAAAGAGACCUCGCCCAUCUAGAAGAGACACGAACUUAAAUGACUUAAAUUUGUAGGCUACCAUACAUGGCACAUCUCAGUUUUUGGAACUGUCCAUCAUUCCAUUCUAGAAAAUAUGGAGGUCAAUCCCUCCCUUCUUCCUCUUACUGUGACACUAGAAAUAUUUAAAUAUUGUUAUGUAUUGCUGCAUUGUUGCAUUAUAAGACAAACUGUGAAAUAAUGAUACCUAAAUAGUGUUUUUACUGUUUCUGAAAAGUUUUCUGAAGAUGUUUCAAAAACUAACUGUCACCCUAAGGAUAAAUGUGGGACAUAUUGGGAAAUAAAUAUGUGUGAUAUUGUAAAUAUGCAGACUGUUAAUCCAAUUUGUCCUAUACUACUGAGCAUUUUCUCCUGAAUUUUAUGUGCAUAUUAAAAAUGUGUAUAUUUGUAUUUAUUUAAAUAAAUAAAGUAACAUGUGUAAUUACA